GCGAACGAAUAGGUGAGAAAGCACGGAAAGCGGAUGCGGCGGGGGGCGCCACGCCCCAGGCGGCCGGGAAACCCGGAGCGGGCGGGCGCUCCGCCAGGCACUUCCGGCCACCGGCGUCGGGGGGCGGGGCCGCGCGCGGCUGAGACGUGCGGCGGGCGGCUCUCCCUGCCGGCGGCGUGCGGCGGGGGGCCGAGCGGGACCGCGUCCCCGACGACGAGCGUCGCUGCUGCUCUGUUCCAGGCAUGUCUCCCGCGUCUCGCCUCGAAUUUCAUAUUUCGCUCAAAGUUCCCCCCCGACCCUCAGCGUGCCCUUUCUUUUCGCAGGAAGCGGGGCGUUAGAGAAGGAGACUAAACAAGGCUCCGGACGUGAGGCGAAGAUGGAGGGAGGCGCCCAGGCCCCAGACUGGGACAGUGAUGAAACUGUGAUAGACGGGUCGGUGACGGAGAGCGACCUGGAUGAUGAGGAGCUGCCCUGGAGAAGGUUGUUCUUUGAUCAAGACACAUCUCUUAGAUCUGAAUUCAGUCUCCAUCCUGGUAUAAGUGGAAUGUACAAAGGCACACCUUCUCCUGAGAUUCAACUUGCGUUCAAAUUCAGAGAGGAUCCACAAGAGCAAAAGAGUAAAAAUAAGAUAAUGCCUCUUAGUGAGAAUGCAGUCUUACAGCAACCUCAAGAUGAAAUGGAGCAAAAUGAAGCUCUGUUCCAGAAUAAAAAAAGUUUUCCAAUGAUCACUAGGUCAUUUUCCCAGGCUGAACUUUCAGUGAACCACCAAAGCAUUCAAGGGCCUGAGGCUGAAAAUCCUGAAAUUUUGCCAAACCCAGAUAAGGAACUAAGCACAGACAGAGACUCUCCUGAAAUUAGCUUUCUCUCAGGUACUACUACUAAAGUAUCUGAUGUGGUGGUUGUAAAGGAGAAACCAUUACUAGAGCCAGAGAAGAUCUUAGCAGUACCAAACAACUUUUCUGAGUCUGGAAAGGAAGCCACAUUGACCAUGAAUUCUGAAGAAACCAAGGAUGAAGAAAGUUCUCUUAAAACUUUUGUGUCUGCCUUAGAAAGGUUACUCACAUCACCAGAAAUCACUCAGGAGGAAAGACUGUUGGAAAUAAUGAGUGAUUUUGAACCUAAAGAGUUGGCUAACCCAUUGAGCAACUCUCCAAGUUCCAUAUCAGUAUCUUUGACAUGUCACAAAGAUUUACUAGAAAACACAAAGGAUGAUGCAUUGCCAACUGAGUUGUUAGCAGUCCUAAACACAUUAUCAGAGGGCGACGUGGGACCCGUCUGUCAUGGAGAAGAGGGAGGCAGCAGUCUCAGGGCUGGAAAUGAAUAUUCUGGAGUGGAGCCCAAGAAGUCUCAGACCACUGAAGAUUGUACACAAAUAGCAGAGGUGAAUUUUGAGUCUCUUUGUUCUGCUCCACUCUUUGAACAAGAUUCCAAGUUAGGGGAGCUGCAGGACAAGCAUCUUUCACUGCAGCAUACUCUAGAAGAUCCAAGUCUAUCUGGGCUGCAAACGUUGGUUCAUCAAAGUGUCACCUCUUGUGAUCCACUAAAUAAUAAGGGUAAUUCAAAUUCGGUGGAAAAUAAGUCUGACGAGGACCCUCCAUGUGUGUUAAGGAGAUCGUCCAGACUGAGAGCAGGCAGAAAUGAAAAGCACACAGAUGACAAGUAUAAGAUGCCAAAAAAGAUUUUACCAAAGAUACUUGUCAGUGAGAAUCAAACAAAUAAUAACUCUUCAACUAAGAAUUUCAGAAUGCAGGAUCCUGCUUUAAUGAUUAAAGGUAAAGGGAAGAAUAUGCAUUCAACCAGACUCAAAAGUGGAGAACAGAUGCAGAGAAACAAAAAAUUUGCUGGAAAAAAUGAAAAAAUGAAGAGGAAUAAAGUAUCUCUGUCUAGCAUUAACCGUAGAAACAUUUUUGGAGAGAACUUACUGUAUCAGGCUGCUCUGCAUAAUGACAUUGAUCUUGUUCAUCAUUAUAUAAUGAAAGGGGGAAAUGUUAAUCAGCCAAGUUAUGCUGGUUGGACAGCACUUCAUGAAGCUAGUGUAGGAGGAUUUUAUCAGACAGCAAGUGAACUAUUAAAAGGUGGAGCAGAUGUAAAUAUCAAAGGAAUGUACCAGAUCACUCCCCUACAUGAUGCUGUGAUAAAUGGACAUUACAAGGUGGCAGAGUUACUUCUUUUGAAUGGAGCUGAUCCAUUACUUAGAAGUGAUGGUGGAAAGUGUCCUUUGGAUGAGGCCAAAGAUUCAUGUAUGAAGCGUCUCCUUGAGAAAUAUAUUCCUAAACACCAAAAACCAGCUCAAAAGAACAGCACCGACCCGUUAGACAUAGAGGAUGCACACCAGCACAAGAAACCAAAAUUCAGUUCUAAAAAUCUCAUUGGGUUUGUUUGUAAUGAAAAUUCCAACAGACAGAAGUCAGAACUUGAAAAAGUUGAUAAAGGAAGUAAAGGAGGAUUAUUUAUAAAUAAAGAAGAUGUAUAUGAACCUUACCAAAAAGAUUCCAAAGACACAAAAUUUGGUAAAUCCAAGCAUAAACAAUCAACUCUUAACCAAAUACACUCUACUAGGGGACUCAGAAAGAAGAGUCUUCAGAAUGUCAAAGGUCCUAACACAAAUGUGUCUAAUGAUAAAGGAAGAAGAAACACACAACAUAAAAGAACUCAAGUGGAUGAUGCAAAACAAGAAAUACACAUUCCAAGAAAGAUAAUACCUCUUUCUUCUGUCAGAAGAAGAAACAGAUUGGUUAAUGGUCAGCAAGAUAAUCUCCAAGCCUUUGAUGACCUUCCAGAAAAGUCACAUAAACUUUUUAGCCCACCUCUGUCAAGCCUGAAAAAUGGAUUAGGUAACAAUAUUGAGGCUUGUUCAAUUCCCAGAGAGACACAUACCCAGAGCCUAGAUUUAUCAGAUAAUCAAGAAAUAAAAUUCUCAGAAUCCACUGACCAAGAGGAAGCUGUUCUUUUCUCAGGACUUUCCUUACAGAAAGAAAUCAAGUUACCACUUGUUACUACAGAUCAGCAGUCUCACACUCACCAAGAACAGCAGCACAUUAGCCCUGAUAAAUCCCCUGAAAACAGUAACUCGGGUCAAAAAGGUGAGAGCCUUCAUAAGUGGGAACAUUCUUUUGCAUCCUUUAUAAAGGAAAAUUUUAAUAAUGUUGAUGAGGAUGAUUGCUUUACCUCUGAGAAGACUAUAGCAUGUAAAAGACCGGUGUGUUUUACAGGUUGCAAAAACCACUGUAGUUAUAACGAGAAUAUAACAAAGAGAGAAGAAAUGGAUUUUCAUCAGUUUUUCCCUUCUGAAAACCAUUUUUCACAGGAAAAUGAAUUAAAAGCAUACAGUCUAAUCAUACUUCCACAACAGGAAGCUGUUAAUCUUUCUGAUUCAGAUAAUACAAUAGGUCCUGAACAACAUAUUGCCAAUUAUGAGCAAUGCGCAUGUGAAACUUCUUUUGAUCACUCACAUGGCAAUCCUGAGCAUACUUCCCUAGCUUGUCCAAGAACAUUGUCAACACAGGAAGCUUCAAAGUUGACUAGUCAUGUGAAGCUAUUCAAAAGGUCUCAAGAUUUUAGCUCCAGAGCACCGACUCCUUUAAUGGAUCAAACAGAUACACAUAUUGUGGAAAAGGUAAAUGAGGGAGAAGACACUAAAAGGAAUUACAGUGAUGAAAGCCAGAAAACAAGUUCUUCAAAUGGGCCUUCAUCCACAGUUGUUAAUUCUCAAGUAAUAGAAACAACUACAGUUAAAAAAAGGAAACAAGAUCUUCCAGAGAGCAAAACCAUACAUGAUACAGUUUUUUAUUCCACUGACAAUACCAGUAAAGAAUUGGCCAACAUCUCACAACUUAGACAGAAAGAAGAAAAGGAAAUUUCUCAUAAACCAGAUGAGGAAUUAACUAAUAAUAUCAAUGGAGAUGAAAGCACUAUGAGAAAUGGUGAGAAAAAAGAAAAAACAAAUUCUGAAAUUUGCAUGUCUAAUAUCCAAGAACACAAAAAAGUUCAGAAUUUCAGAAAAAGGCAAAAUUUCUUGAAAGCUACCUGCAGCCAAGCAUUUGACAGAAAAGAAGCCUCAGUUUUACUUGGCAAAUUUACAGAAGUAAAAACAGCUGGGAUCAAUAAGAGGAAUGCCAGAGGGGAAAGCCAGCUUCAUUUGGCUGCCAGAAGAGGAAAUUUGACUCUGGUGAAGGCUCUAAUAGAAUCUGGGGCAGAUGUGAAUCUAAAAGAUAAUGCAGGUUGGACACCACUUCAUGAGGCAUCUAGUGAGGGAUCUAAUGAUAUAAUUGUAGAGUUGUUAAAAGCUGGUGCUAAUGUUAAUUGUGAAAAUCUAGAUGGGAUUAAUCCCUUACAUGAUGCUGCUGCCAACGAUCAUUUAAAGGCAGCUGAGAUUCUACUACAACAUGGAGCAAACCCAAAUCAAAAGAAUCAAAAGCAGAAGACUGCUUUGGAUGAAGCAGAUAAUGAAAAAAUGAAAGAGCUGCUGAAAUCUUAUGGUGCAAUUGAGACUGAUAAUAGAGAUGAAAGUAAUGUUAUAGCCACUGUCAAAAUUCCUGCUGUCCGACCAAAAAGACUUAAACGGUGUUUUUGUGAUGACUGCAAAACUGUUGAUCCACCUUCUCUUUCACACAGAGAAAAGACAAGAGAAAGCCAUCCUGUGCAUCAGACCAUCAGUGCCAUUUUACAAGAUAUAGAAGAAAAACAAGAAAAUUUACUAGAAUUUGAAAUAAGAACCCCUGAAGAUGCAGAACAAUACAUUGAAAAGAUGUUAGAGAUAAAAGAGAUUAUGGAUAAUGUGCUUGCCAAACAGAAAGCAGAAAGGGAUGAUCUGGCUAAAAAAUACAGGGUGUCCGUAGAAUCAUUUAAGCAAGGAGUCCUGAGAGAACAACUGGCUAACUUGGCCACAAGACAGAAGAACCUUUUAGUUGUGGCAAAAAAACAGAAAAAAAUUAGCCAGAAAAUUCAAAACUAUAAAAACAUUACAUCUCUGUCUGGUCCUAGUUUGAGGAAUCUGCCAUCCAGCUCAGAAAUCACUAGUGAAAAGGACAGCCAAGAGCUUACCAGUCUGGAAAAUUCAUUGCAGCCCCAAUCAGGUUCACUUUCUCCUGUAGGCCCUAUUUGUGGAAGCAUGCAAGAAACACAGUUGUCUCUGGAUAUGUGGAAUGGCAGCCAAAAUACCAACACUUGUGUAAACUCAGAAACAGUGAGAAGAGAAGAAUUUUCUGGAAAUGAACUGAAUUCUAAACAAAAUGUCAAUGACUGUACCUUGGAUGGGUUAUCAAAAUCCAGACAUUCAGAUGGUAGUAAGAAGAUUAAAUUACCAUCCCAACCUGUUGCCUUUAUUACUCAAGAAGAACAUUCGCAAAAAGAAAAUGAUCUUAUAGAAACUCCAGCCAAAGGGCACAAAUCCUAUAGUAGUCCUUCAGCAGUAACUAGUACAUUAAAUAUUUCAGAGACUACAAGCAUACUUGCUGAAAAUGAUGCCCAUCCAUCGACUUUUAUUUGCGAUCAGGCUCCUACCAGUUGUGAUCCAAAAAGAAGGAAGAGGAAAAUAGCUUCCCAGCAACAACCUAGGGGGACAUUAGAAUCCCUGGCACAUCAAGGGACUGAUGCCUUAGGCAGCAGCAGUACUGGGUAUCAGACGAAAUCGUAUCUUAAAAAAUCAGCUUUUGCUGUUCCCCAUGCUAGUGACAGUCAGAACUCCUCUUCCUCUGGGUGUGGCUGUCAACGUACGAUGAGAAAGCCUUUAAACUACAGCACUAGGAAGAAAUGUAUGCAGAUAAAGGAUCUGAUAUUACUUGGAAGAAUUAAUCCAGGAAAUAACAUUCUGGAAUUCAAAACACAGGAGACUACUCACAAAGCCAGUGUUUUACUGAGUGGUAAAAUUAAGGUAGAAAAUGGUCAGAUUUAUCAAAAUCCAGUCACCUGGCUCAAGGAUCUUCUAGGAGGCGACAGUUACGUGACUUGGAAUUACGCUUGGAGUAAGGUGACAUAUCUGGGGAAGGAGCUUUUAAAGUAUGUUUCUGAGGAAGUACCCAUACCCACAGAGCCAUCCGUGGUGCCUCAGCAACAUCAACCUUGUCUUCCAGGAACUUCCAGAGAGUCAAUGCAAAGCAUCCCACAUUAUCUACAAAUAAAUGAAGUACUAUUAAUCAGCGAUCAAGAAUUUCUCCCAUGCCAUAUAAUGGAUCAGCAUUGGAAGUUCUAUGUGGAAUGUGAAGAGCUAACAUUCUAAAACCUUAUUUUUGUAAUAAUUUAUUAUACAUGUGUUCAUGUUAUUAACCCACAUUCAUAUCUUAUCUUAUAUGGGCUGGAGGGCCUAUUGUAACACACACUUCAUGCGUUGCUACUUAAAAUGUGUUUAUGGUGUAAGAAAAAAUAUAACUCAAAUUAUUGUAGUAAGAUU
Mirounga angustirostris (Northern elephant seal) is the source of this 6388-nucleotide messenger RNA. It is a transcript of the gene ANKRD31, whose product is annotated as ankyrin repeat domain 31. Bases 377 to 6217 code for a protein of 1946 amino acids. Gene Ontology annotation, molecular function: protein binding. The record is from RefSeq and is a predicted model, not a curated record. Lineage: Eukaryota; Metazoa; Chordata; Mammalia; Carnivora; Phocidae. The transcript has 25 exons.